Molecule: messenger RNA, 1244 nt
Organism: Phyllopteryx taeniolatus (common seadragon)
Lineage: Eukaryota; Metazoa; Chordata; Actinopteri; Syngnathiformes; Syngnathidae
Gene: naa10
Product: N-alpha-acetyltransferase 10, NatA catalytic subuni
Exons: 8
Coding region: 146-715 (189 amino acids)
Biological process (GO): N-terminal peptidyl-glutamic acid acetylation
Cellular component (GO): NatA complex
Molecular function (GO): protein N-terminal-serine acetyltransferase activity; protein-N-terminal-glutamate acetyltransferase activity
Source: RefSeq, a predicted model, not a curated record
UUUUUUUGGGAGGGGGUGGCUUUGCUACCUAGCACAUCGAAUCGGCUAGUGAGCUCGACCGGGUCUUUAAAGUCGUGCUCUAAUCAUUAGAACGGAUAGUUUGCCUACUGUCAUCUCGCUAACGUUCUUCCGAAAAGUGACCAAGAUGAAUAUACGAAACGCCAGACCAGACGACCUUAUGAAUAUGCAGCACUGUAACCUUCUGUGUCUGCCAGAAAACUACCAAAUGAAAUACUAUUUCUACCAUGGAUUGUCCUGGCCACAGCUCUCAUACAUCGCAGAAGAUGAAAAUGGCAAAAUUGUGGGUUACGUGCUGGCAAAGAUGGAGGAGGACCCAGAUGAUGUUCCCCAUGGACAUAUCACAUCCCUGGCGGUGAAGCGCUCCCAUCGACGUCUGGGUCUGGCUCAGAAGCUGAUGGACCAGGCCAGCCGCGCCAUGAUUGAGAACUUCAACGCCAAAUACGUCUCGCUUCACGUGCGCAAAAGCAACCGGGCAGCCCUGCAUCUGUACUCCAACACGCUCAAGUUCCAGAUCAGUGAAGUGGAACCCAAGUAUUAUGCAGAUGGGGAGGAUGCCUAUGCCAUGAAGAGGGACUUGGCCCACAUGGCAGAUGAGCUUUCAGUUUGUGACCUCAAGCUGAAGCGGACUUGGGUUCUCUGCAGCAGGAUAGCGAUCCAAAACAUACCAGCAAGUCAACUUCUGAAUGGCUUUUAAAAAAUAAAAAAUAAAUAAAAAAAUUUAAAAGCGGAGCGGCCUCGUCAAAGUCCGGACUUGACUCGAUUGAACUUCAAAAGGCCGUUCAUGCUCGAAAACCCUCCAUUUUUGCUAAAAUCAAACAAUUCUGAAAGGAAAAGUGUGGCAAAAUAUCUCCACAGAGAUGUGAAAGACUCAUUGCCAGUUCGCUUGAUUUCAGUUGUUGCUGCUGAGGAUGGCCCAACCAGUUCUUUGGUUUAGGGGGCCAGUACUUUUUCACUUAACUUUGAAUAGUUUUUUCCUUUAAUAAAUAAAAUCACCAUUUAAAAAAAUGCAGUUGUUUACUUGGGUUAUCUUUGUCUAUAUAUGUUUGUUGAUCUUAAACAUUUAAGUGGGGAAACUAUGCAAAAAAAAAAAAAGGGGGGGCCAUUUUCCGAUUUCUGUCGUUCUCCAUGAAAGCAGACAUCUUUUUGUCAAGUUGAAAUAAUGGCCUGAUUUUGAAUAAAAGAGUGGAUUUAUAGAAAUAAAUAAAAUAAUUGUUUUAAUCCAA